AUGCUGUUGGAUAUAAAUUCGUAUUUUAUUCAUAAGGUUUUAGAAGUUUCGUCCAGAAGUCCAACGAAAAAAAUGGGGCCAUUCGAGAUUUCGCGGGCGGCUCUAACGGCAAAAUUGCCACCGCGGCUGCAUUAUUUGGCGCAGCCCAAACCGGAACCGGUCGACCCCGAGGCACGCGAACCCGUGCCGGUGCGGGACGAAUCCUGGUACAAGAGAAAAGUCGUGUUGAGUGCCAGGCAACUGGAACUGGCCAAACCCAGGCAGUAUCCGGACGACCCGGAAGAGAAGGUGGUGAGGACGACGCGGACGAUGACCAAACAGAUGUGGCUGGCCUAUCAGAAAAAGCUGGAGACGUUCGCCGCGCCCAAACGGACGCCACCGAGCCCCGUAUCGCCGGUGAGACGGAAAAAACCGCUGUCGGCGUUACUGCCGCGGCUCGAACAGUUGGCGAAGCCGGCGUACCGUCCGCCGAACAUGAACGAAAAGACGGACGAGGAGAUGAGAACGAUUAAAAAGUCAGCUCUGAAUUACCAAGCCAGCGACCGAAUUCUCAAACUAUCCGUUCCUAAGUCGUUGGACGGGGAGGCUCUGUUGGAUUUAAAUCAUGAGCAAGAGGAAAGGAGAAGGCUUGCAAAUGCAAAAAGAUAUGUUCUUUCAGAAAGGAUGAAAAAAUUGGCAGAGCCGUUAAUCAAGAAGCCAGGACUUUCGGAAGAUGUGAAAGAUAAUCCAUACAAAGUCAAUCCACGAGCAUUACAAUACAAGGCUACAGCUAGAAUAAAACGAUUGGCUCGUCCCAGGAUAAGAAAUUAAUUGCAUAUAGA
Molecule: messenger RNA, 821 nt
Organism: Sipha flava (yellow sugarcane aphid)
Lineage: Eukaryota; Metazoa; Arthropoda; Insecta; Hemiptera; Aphididae
Exons: 6
Coding region: 1-810 (269 amino acids)
Source: RefSeq, a predicted model, not a curated record